Monopterus albus (swamp eel) is the source of this 1886-nucleotide messenger RNA. It is a transcript of the gene gpm6bb, whose product is annotated as glycoprotein M6Bb. The coding region runs from base 140 to 946 and encodes 268 amino acids. Gene Ontology annotation, cellular component: plasma membrane; myelin sheath. The record is from RefSeq and is a predicted model, not a curated record. Gene Ontology annotation, molecular function: structural constituent of myelin sheath. NCBI's taxonomy places the organism in Eukaryota, Metazoa, Chordata, Actinopteri, Synbranchiformes, Synbranchidae. The transcript is spliced from 7 exons. Gene Ontology annotation, biological process: central nervous system myelination; axon development.
GGUGUCUCCAAAGAGACGCAGCGUUGAGCGUUUGAGUAGCUAGGCGGCCAGUGCGCAUCCCAGGACGCAACAUCAGCGUAACUGUGGCUCAACUUUCAGCUGAUCGUCAAACUUCAGACGCUUUGGGAACCUUACAAAAAUGGGUUGCUUUGAGUGCUGCAUUAAAUGUUUAGGUGGGGUGCCGUAUGCAUCGCUAGUGGCUACAAUCCUCUGCUUCUCCGGCGUUGCCCUGUUCUGUGGAUGUGGCCACGUGGCGCUCACCGACACUGUGACCAUCCUGGAAACCCACUUCUCCAAGGUCCCCAGUGAUCACGCCAUGCUGACUGAUGUAAUACAGCUGAUGCAGUACAUCAUCUAUGGCAUUGCUUCAUUUUUCUUCCUGUAUGGAAUCAUUCUGCUGGCUGAGGGCUUCUACACAACCAGUGCAGUCAAGGAACUGCACAGCGAGUUCAAGACCACCAUCUGUGGACGCUGCAUCAGUGGAAUGUUUGUGUUCCUCACAUACGUUCUGGGUGUGGCCUGGCUCGGUGUAUUUGGCUUCUCUGCUGUGCCAGUCUUCCUCUUCUACAAUAUGUGGUCUACCUGUGCCACCAUGAGGUCUCCCAUAGCCAACCUCACCAACAUUGACUCCAUCUGCGUGGAUAUUCGUCAGUAUGGAGUUAUCCCAUGGACUGCCACACCAGGAAAGGCCUGUGGAUCAACGCUAGGUGACAUUUGCAACACCAGUGAGUUCUACCUGUCUUAUCACCUGUACAUCGUAGCAUGUGCUGGGGCAGGAGCCACAGUGAUUGCUCUGAUCCACUUCCUCAUGAUUCUCUCAGCAAACUGGGCCUACCUUAAGGAUGCCAGUCAAAUGCAUGCCUACCAAGACAUCAAAAUGAAGGAAGAGCAGGAGCUGCAGGACAUCACCUCACGUUCGAAGGAAUGCCUCAAUUCCUACACAUAAGGAUAUUAUCCCUCGCACUUAAGUUCACACAAACACACGCUGGCACAUGUACAAAAACACAGACACUGUGGCCCCCUUUGGACCAAGAAAACUCCGCUAAAAUAACCAGCCAACUGACACUCUGCAUCGCUAACCAGGCUCCUAACCAACUAAUGCAUCAGUGUUGCUUUCUGCACUAACUCACCAAGUGUUUUGAAACUGCUACGCAAAGUUUUGUUCACGCAGAUUUUCAUUUUCUGUUUUUCUGGAGGCAAAAACUGUUUUGAAUUCUCUAGUAUUUCAUCUUCUCUGGCCCUUUUUACAGCCAGUUAUGCUGGCAAAGCUUGGGAUGCACUGUUCUUAACACAUAACAAAACCUUUUGAUUUGCUGUAUCUUUCUUUUGAGUGGGUUUUCAACAAGACAAUGUAUACUUUUUUUAAAAAAAAACUUUUCUUUUGAAUUUACAAUACAGACAAAUUAUACACAACACAAGACCUUACAGUUAGUGUCACACUGUACUGACCCAGCCAAUAAUGGUCGACUUGACAGUAAGGAAAUGGCUCAAAUACAAUAUGCACCACAUUGUGACAGAAGAGUUGGCUGCAUGUGCCCUCUAAAGUUAGAAUCAUUAAGUAUUUCACUGCAUUACUAGCUCGAGUGAUAAUUUGAGUGUCUAUUUGGUUCUAGAUUCUAAUUUUAAUCGUACAACUACUUAAGUCACACAGAACUUCAAUGGCCUACGUUAACACUACCUCAGGUGUGCAUUAGAGCCCGUGGAACGAACAACGCUUCUCCCUUGUAACACUAUGGCUUGAAAAUCCCAUUUUAAUUGUAAACAUUCCUCAAACACACAGAAUAUGUAUUGGUUUAGGCAACUUCCCAGGGAGGGAAGCACUGAACAGUUUCUAGCUCAUAGUUUAAUGUAAAUUCUGCACAGUGUAUUAAAAGAUUGAAGCCUGA